Cricetulus griseus (Chinese hamster) is the source of this 1973-nucleotide messenger RNA. The record is from RefSeq and is a predicted model, not a curated record. NCBI's taxonomy places the organism in Eukaryota, Metazoa, Chordata, Mammalia, Rodentia, Cricetidae.
CCAGUGCUGUGGAACCAAACCCAAAAGAAAGGAGUGAGAAUGUGAUGACAGGCUUUCGUAGUCAAAAUAGAUACCAGUUAGAAGCAACUGCCAAGUCCAAAUGCUAGAGGCCUCCAUCCUCACACCCCAGUCAGCUGCAAAGGUGCCUCCCACUAUGGCCUGACCAAGGACCGGAAAAGGCGCUCACAAGAUGGCUGCACUGAUGGCUGUGCCAGCCUCACAGCAAUGCCACUCUCCCCAGAAGUUUCUGCAGCUGCCACCAUCUCUUUAAUGACCGAUGAGCCUGGCUUAGACAACCCUGCCUAUGUGUCCACAGUGGAGGAUGGUGAGCCAGUAACCAACUCCUCAGACUCCGGCCGGAGCAACCGAACUAGGGCGAGGCCCUUUGAGAGGUCCACUAUGAGAAGCCGAUCUUUCAAAAAGAUUAACAGAGCUCUGAGUGUUCUUCGAAGGACAAAGAGUGGGAGUGCUGUUGCCAACCGUGCUGACCAGGGCAGGGAGAACUCUGAGAAUGCCACUGUCCCUGAAGUCUUCCCAAGGUUGUACCACCUGAUUCCAGAUGGUGAAAUUACAAGCAUCAAAAUCAAUAGAGUGGAUCCCAAUGAAAGCCUCUCCAUUAGGCUUGUUGGAGGCAGUGAAACCCCACUGGUCCACAUCAUCAUCCAGCAUAUUUAUCGUGAUGGAGUGAUUGCCAGAGAUGGACGGCUGCUGCCAGGCGACAUCAUUCUCAAGGUCAAUGGAAUGGACAUCAGCAACGUCCCUCAUAACUACGCCCUGCGGCUCCUUCGACAGCCCUGCCAAGUGCUGAAGCUCACAGUGCUGCGUGAGCAGAAGUUCCGUAGCAGAAGCAAUGGACAGGCACUGGAGUCCUAUGGACCUCGGGAUGACAGCUUCCAUGUCAUUCUCAACAAAAGCAGCCCUGAGGAGCAGCUUGGCAUAAAGCUGGUGCGCAGGGUGGACGAACCUGGGGUGUUCAUCUUCAAUGUGCUGAAUGGGGGUGUCGCUGACCGACAUGGCCAGCUAGAGGAGAAUGAUCGUGUGCUGGCCAUCAAUGGACAUGACCUUCGAUUUGGCAGUCCAGAAAGUGCAGCUCAUCUGAUUCAGGCCAGUGAAAGACGUGUUCAUCUCAUCGUGUCCCGCCAGGUUCGACAGCCCAGCCCAGACAUCUUUCUAGAAGCUGGCCAGAUCAGCAAUGGCCGGUGGUCCCCAGGCCCAGGGGAGAGGAACAUGGCUUCUAAGCCCCUCCAUCCUGCAGCCACUUGUCAUGAGAAGGUUGUAAGUGUCCGAAAAGACCCCAGCGAAUCUCUCGGCAUGACCGUUGGAGGGGGAGCGUCACACAGGGAAUGGGACUUGCCUAUCUAUGUCAUCAGUGUUGAGCCUGGAGGAGUCAUAAGCAGAGAUGGAAGAAUAAAAACAGGUGACAUUUUAUUGAAUGUGAACGGGAUUGAGCUCACAGAGGUCAGCCGAACAGAGGCCGUUGCCAUAUUGAAGAGCACAUCCUCCUCAGUGGUACUCAAAGCCUUGGAAGUCAAGGAACAGGAGCUCCAGGAAGACUGCAGCCCAGCAGCCCUGGACUCCAACCACAAUGUGACCCCGCCUGGUGACUGGUCCCCAUCCUGGGUCAUGUGGCUGGAAUUACCACAGUACUUAUACAACUGUAAAGAUGUGACACUACGGAGGAAUACUGCAGGAAGUCUGGGCUUCUGCAUUGUAGGAGGUUAUGAAGAAUACACUGGGAACAAACCUUUUUUUAUCAAAUCCAUUGUCGAAGGAACACCAGCAUACAAUGAUGGAAGAAUUAGAUGUGGUGACAUUCUUCUCGCUGUCAACGGGAGGAGUACGUCGGGCAUGAUACAUGCCUGCUUGGCAAAGAUGCUCAAAGAACUUAAAGGGAGAAUUACUCUCACUAUUGCUUCCUGGCCUGGUACAUUUUUAUAAAACCAAUGAUGGAUCUUAGAAAACAGAAAAAAGAU